CUCUUAUUAAUAAUUAUGCAGAAUCUCAGUCAGGCGAUUCCAAAUCUUCAGAAAAGCUUUCAAAUGUUGUGGAUGGUGUUUCUAUGAAAUCAUCUAAUACGGACUAUCAAGGCCACUUUGAGCCCCUGAUUUAUGCAAAGUAUCCUUAUGGAGAGAAGAGCCUUGGGUUAUUUUCAACUUAUGGUUCUCAAGUUUCGGGCCGUGUUAUGCUACCACUGAAUUUGACCUCUGAUGAAGGCCCGAUAUUUGUCAAUGCGAAGCAGUAUCAUGGGAUACUUAGGCGUAGAAAGUUUCGUGCAAAGGAGAUGGAGAAUAAAUUGCUUAAACCACGCAAGCCAUUCUUGCACCUCUCGCGCCAUCUCCAUGCCAUGCGCCGACCUAGGGGAGGUGGUGGCCGCUUCUUGAACACAAGGAAGAUGAAUGGAAGUACCAAUGAUGGUACAACCAAGACUAGUAACAGGAAAUCUCAACCCACUGGAUCACAGAAUUCUGAAGUUCUGCAGUCUGAUCAUAUAGGCAAUUUUAACUCACCAAAGGAAACAACAAGCAGAAUGUCCUGUAAUUCAUCAGAGGUUACAAGCUUCUACUCCAGGGGAGAUCUUGAUACUUAUCCAGUUCACAAUCCUAGGCCAUCAGUUCAGGCUUUUUUUUAUAUGAUGAAUACUGGCCAUGAUAUUCUCAUGGGCAGUAAGUGGGGUUCUGCAGCAGCAGAUAGUUGCUGCAACCUCAACAUUUGAUAACGUCGUCCUUACUACAACCAAAUUGACAUAUCUGGACUAUGUUCCUAUCGCGGUUUGGUUCCUUGGCUAUCGACAGGCAGUUCAUCCUUGGCUUAUCCGCAUUAAGGUGUCACCUCCAUCGUUCCAUUAGCUAUCAAGCUACAUGGAUGUUACUAGGUGCUAAAACCUUAAUGCAGUUUACUUAUAGCAAUAGUAAUACAUGUAUCCUAAACCUAAAUAAAGUUCAUGUGAAUGUCCAAAUAAUCAGGUUUGCGAUGUUGUGCAUAUAUAUGUUGGUUUGUAAAAAUACAGUUGAUCAUAUGUUGAUGAUUAAACUUGAUAUUCACUAAUGUGUAAUUUGGUGUGUUUUAGACUGGAAGUGUAUUUGGAUGGAAAUGAAGUGUUUAUGUUA
Molecule: messenger RNA, 1131 nt
Organism: Nicotiana tabacum (common tobacco)
Lineage: Eukaryota; Viridiplantae; Streptophyta; Magnoliopsida; Solanales; Solanaceae
Source: RefSeq, a predicted model, not a curated record